GGCGAUGUGAUGUGGAUCAAAAUGACACGUGGGUUGAAAAAAAAUGAUGAAUGAAUAAGUAUAAAUAAAAGUGGAUUUAUUAGUUUCCUUUCCGUUCUAUAUUUUUUCUGUUUUUAGAAGAUUAUGAUGAUUACGAUAACGAGAUAAUAUAUCUCUCUUGCUCCGAUUAGGGUUUCAUUUUCUCUACGUUUAAUUUCCUGAAGCUUUCAAGGGCUUGAUUUUCAGUGAUUUUUAGGGCUGGAUUUUAACACGGUGUAGAUGAGUCUGGCGGGGACGGAAAGCUCGGAAGAGGGUGCAGUGCAUCCGGAGCCACCUGAUCCUGAUGUUCUUGAGAUUGAUCCUACUUGUCGUUACAUCAAGUAUAAAGAAGUGAUAGGCAAAGGAGCCUUCAAAACUGUUUACAGAGCAUUUGAUGAGGUCAAUGGGAUUGAAGUUGCAUGGGGCCAGGUUCAGAUUGACGAGGUGUUGCAGUCACCGGGUGACUUAGAUAGGCUAUACUCAGAAGUGCAUCUCUUAAAAUCGCUACGGCACAGUAACAUAGUAAGGUUCUACAAUUCUUGGAUUGAUGACAAGCGCAAGACUGUUAAUAUGAUUACUGAGCUGUUUACGUCGGGUAGCCUUAAACAGUAUCGUAAAAAACACAAGAAGGUUGACUUGAAGGCUGUCAAAGGAUGGGCACGACAGAUUCUGAUGGGUUUAAACUACCUCCACAGUCACAAUCCACCAAUUAUACACAGGGACUUGAAAUGUGAUAAUAUAUUUAUCAAUGGUCACCAAGGAGAAGUUAAAAUUGGUGAUUUGGGGCUGGCGACUCUCUUGACUCGGGCUAAUGCUAAGAGUGUUAUCGGAACUCCGGAGUUUAUGGCACCUGAAAUGUAUGAUGAAAAUUACAACGAAUUAGCUGACAUAUACUCAUUUGGUAUGUGCAUGCUUGAGUUGGUGACUUCUGAGUAUCCUUACAGUGAAUGCAGAAACUCAGCGCAGAUAUACAAGAAAGUUUCAUCUGGUAUAAAGCCUGUUGCUCUUUCUAGAGUGAUAGAUCCCGAGAUAAAAUCAUUUAUUGAAAAAUGUCUUGUUCCAGCCUCCCAAAGAUUGUCAGCAAAGGAGCUUCUGAUGGACCCCUUUGUUCAAGUGAAUGGUUCAGCAAAGAACAUUUCUUUCCCACUGCCUGAUAUUGUCCUUCCCAAACUGGGAGCUUCUGAAAACAGAGGUAUGAUGUCAGAAGGUCCUGCUAGUACACGUAUUAGGGCUAUUUCUAUGGAUCUUGGUGACCCUAACGAGCUACCUGUGAUCACUGUACUUGAUAAUUCAACUGUCGGUGCAUCAUCUUCUCCAAGUGUUGAGAUAAGAAGGUUGAAGGGUGGUGAUACCUUCUUUCUGAAAGGUGACCAAAAUGAUGAGAGUUCUGUAUCAUUAGUUCUUCGGAUAGCUGAUCAGAAAGGACAAGCAAGAAAUAUCCAUUUCAUCUUCUACCUUGACAGUGAUACUGCUGUCUCGGUUUCAAAGGAAAUGGUUGAGCAACUUGAACUUGCUGAUCAGAACGUAAAAUUUAUAGCUGAGUUAAUCGAUUUGUUAUUGAUGAGAUUGGUUCCUGAAUGGAAACCUUGUGUAGCAAUCGAUCAUUUGGCCUCUGUAAAUGGUAAAUGGACUAAUGCUAGCCAACAGAGAGACACAGAGUUGGCUAAAUACAAAGGAAUCUCUAAACAUUCCACUGAAGAUGCAGGUCCCUCAACCUCAUACGGAAAAUCAGCUGCAAAAGAGAACGUCGACAAUAUGGAUAUAUGUUCUGAGAUGUCAUAUGCUUCUGCAACAUCAGACAUCAAUGAUAAGUUUUCUAUGGUUUCAUUCAUGUCGGCUGAAUCAGGAUUUGAUGGAGGGAGUCAGAGCUCAUUUGCAUCUGAAGCUGGGACAUCAUCUGAUUACAGGAGCAAGACUUUAGACAUGGGAAGCAACAGUAUGAUGAGCUUCUCAAGUUAUCCCCUCAGUGUUUCUUCCUUGUCCGAACUUGAUGAUGAGUUGAGAGUAGAGUUAGAAAUGAUCGAACAGCAAUAUCAGGAGGCAAUUAAAGAUUUAUCGAAAAGAAGAAACUUGGCCAUCGAGGAGAUUAAAAGGAGAAUGGCAGAGAAGACGGUAUCAUAGAAUGAUUUCAGUUGAAAUUAGUUUUUCGUUUUUCUAUUUUUUACGAGUACAAAUUUACUUGUUUCUUUUUGUUGGGGAGGCGUAGAAGAAUUUACUAGUCUUUUUAAUAGUGAGCUUUUACGUCCCCUGCUCUCUUCAUACCCGUGAAGUGAGAAGUGUAAAUACGGACCUGUGAAAUUGUUUUGCUUUUCGCAUGGUUUAUUGAAUUUAUUUUUGACACUA
Molecule: messenger RNA, 2361 nt
Organism: Lathyrus oleraceus (garden pea)
Lineage: Eukaryota; Viridiplantae; Streptophyta; Magnoliopsida; Fabales; Fabaceae
Product: probable serine/threonine-protein kinase WNK7
Exons: 8
Coding region: 259-2139 (626 amino acids)
Biological process (GO): protein phosphorylation
Molecular function (GO): ATP binding; protein kinase activity
Source: RefSeq, a predicted model, not a curated record